Sarcophilus harrisii (Tasmanian devil) is the source of this 3115-nucleotide messenger RNA. RefSeq names its product DNA polymerase eta (gene POLH). Gene Ontology annotation, molecular function: DNA-directed DNA polymerase activity; damaged DNA binding. Gene Ontology annotation, cellular component: nucleus; replication fork; site of double-strand break. The transcript is spliced from 11 exons. NCBI's taxonomy places the organism in Eukaryota, Metazoa, Chordata, Mammalia, Dasyuromorphia, Dasyuridae. Bases 328 to 2442 code for a protein of 704 amino acids. Gene Ontology annotation, biological process: error-prone translesion synthesis; response to radiation. The record is from RefSeq and is a predicted model, not a curated record.
AUGGAGUUCAGUGUGCGGGAAGCGCGAAACCUCAAGGCCGAAGUGCGCAGGCGUCUCAACGGUUUCCCGCGACCCAAGGGCCGGUGCCAGUCUGGUGUAGGUUUGAAGUGCGUCUUGCUUGCAGUCGGUGGAGACCGGGACUUCUUGGGCCGUCUGACAGCCGGCCCCAGGGAGGGGUCAUCUUCGCGGAACCUCGCCAGCCUUGCGCGCGUCCGGCAGGCGGCGGGGGCCGAGGGCUCCUGACCCCAGCUCCUCUCACCUCCGCUGGCGAAUCCCGGCUGGAGGCCUUCUCCGGAGCAGCCUUCGUUUUGGUAGGAGCGCUUGAAAAUGGCAAUUGGACAGGAACGUGUGGUUGCUCUGGUGGACAUGGAUUGCUUUUUUGUACAGGUGGAACAGAGGGAAAAUCCACAUUUGAGAAACAAACCUUGUGCAGUUGUGCAGUACAAAUCAUGGAAGGGUGGUGGAAUAAUUGCAGUCAGUUAUGAAGCGCGUGCAUUUGGAGUUACUAGGAGUAUGUGGGCUGAUGAUGCUAAGAAGCUAUGUCCAGAUCUUUUACUAGCACAAGUUCGUGAGACUCGAGGAAAAGCUGACCUCACCAAGUACCGGGAGGCCAGUGUGGAAGUGAUGAAGGUGAUGUCUCGUUUUGCUGUGAUUGAGCGUUCAAGCAUCGAUGAGGCCUACGUAGAUCUAACUAAUGCUGUACAAGAGAGACUGCAAAAGCUGCAAGCUCAGCCUGUCACAGCAAACUCUUUGGCAAGCACCUACAUUCAGGGGUUUCCCCAUGGCACUAGGGCCCUGGAGGGGUCUAUUCAAAAAGAUGAAAUUCGAAAGCAAGGAGUAAUCCAGUGGCUUGAGUCUCUUCCCUUUGACGACUCUGGCUCUCCAGACCUGCAGCUCACUGUGGGAGCAGUAAUUGUGGAGGAAAUGAGAGCAGCUAUAGAGAGGCAAACUGGUUUUCAGUGCUCAGCUGGGAUUUCACACAACAAGGUCCUGGCAAAAUUAGCCUGUGGACUAAACAAACCCAACCGCCAAACUCUGGUGUCACAUGGGUCUGUCCCACAACUCUUCAGUCAUCUGCCUAUUAGUAAAAUCCGUAAUCUUGGAGGAAAGUUGGGGGCUUCUGUUAUUGAUACCCUGGGGGUGGAGUAUAUGGGUGAGCUAACCCAGUUUACUGAACUCCAGCUCCAGAAUCACUUUGGGGAAAAGAAUGGAUCCUGGCUGUAUGCCAUGUGCAGAGGGAUUGAACACGAUCCAGUAAAACCCAGACAAUUACCCAAGACCAUUGGUUGUAGUAAAAAUUUCCCAGGGAAAAUAGCGCUGGCUACCCAGGAACAGGUCAAGUGGUGGCUUCUCCAGUUAGCCCAGGAGCUAGAAGAAAGACUGAUCAAAGACCGAAAUGAUAAUGACAGAGUGGCCACACAGCUGACAGUUAGCAUCCGGGUACAAGGAGACAGACGUCUCAGCAGCCUGCGCCGCUGCUGUGCUCUAGUCUGCUAUGAUGCCCAUAGGAUGAGUAAUGAUGCAUUUGCUCUUAUCAGAAACUGUAACACUGCUGGAAUCAAAGCUGAAUGGUCUCCUCCUCUCACCAUGCUCUUCCUUUGUGCCACCAAGUUCUCUCCUUCUGUUCCACCAUCUUGCACAGACAUCACCAGCUUUAUGAGCAAUAACACAUCUCUUCAGAAGUCAGAUGCUGCCACUUCAAAUUCUAAAGCUCUGGACUGUGGUCCAAAGGGUGUAGCUACUAAGAGAGCCACCAGUUCUCUGGAGUUGCUUUUCCAAAAAGCUGCAGAAAAGCAGAAAGCCAAAGAGGCCUCCACCCCAGCUUCUACCAUUCAGGUCCCUGCAUCCAGUUCACCACUGAAAUCCUCUUUACAAUUUUGCUGCAACAAUACAACUGAAAUGGAGCCCUUCUUUAAACGAAAAAAUAGGGAGGCCCAAACAUACCCACAUCUUCAUAAUGGCUUUUCUGCUCCUCCCCCUUCACAAAAUUCAUUGCCUGUGGCUAGAAACAUCACCAAAACCCAGUUCUCCCCAGAAGAGCCAGAUCACGAUGAGGUACUAGAACCUAAACCUUCCACGGCUCCUCUAGAAGAAAUGGUUUUGGCCCAGUGUGGAUCAAGAAGACUUGGUUCUUCUCUGGACAAUGCUGGCAAGGUAGCUACUGGUGGCCCACCUUUUCCAGAUGCCGAGGACCAGAUGUGCUGUGAGAAGUGUGGCUCUUUAAUAUUAGUGUGGGAAAUGCCUGAACACAUGGACUAUCAUUUUGCAAUGGAACUACAGAACUCAUUUUUGGGACCCUGUUCCGGGUCUCCAGUUGUCCUUGCUACCUCCCCUUCUCAGAUCAAGAGAAGUCCCAAGAGCUCCUUGCCUUCAAAUGCCAAGCGCCUCAGGCCUGAGGGUACCCGAACAUUGGAAUCAUUUUUUAAGCCAUUAACACAAUAGCUCUGGCUCAGGGUUAGGCUGGCCCUGGAUUUUAUAAUUUUUAUCUGGAAUCCUAGAAAUGGAAAUAAAUGAUUGUGACUUUUAAAAGGAAAUCCAUAAGAAAACUUUUUUAGGAUACAGAAAAAUUUAUUUUUACAACCUUACAUAUGAUUAUUCUGGCAUUCCUUUUAAAGAUGCAGUUUUUCUAAUUGGAAACCCUAGUGAGAAGACUUGAAAUUAGACUUUAUUGAUGCUUAUACAGUGCUUGCACACCUGGUUACUUGAUAUAGGCAUGCUCUAGUUAAGGUAAUCCCAACCUGUUUUUUUCAUGGUAAUGUUAUAACCAAAAAAAAGGCACAGUAAUGAAUUAUAUAGUAUAGUUUGGCUGAUUUCUUACUAUAACACUUUCUAUGUGAUUAAUUUCCCCUUGAAAGCUUUAUUUCAUAGCACUAAUUAAUGGUAUCAGGCAGGAUAUUUUUAUAGUAACUAGAUCAGUUAAUGGCAAGUAUGGGUUUAACAACAGCAAUAUUUCUCAAUAGCCUCCAAUCCUAAGAGUUUUCCUUUCUAUUAAAUAUAGUGGAUUUAUCGGUACAAAUCAGGAAUUCUAGCCUGUUGGAGAAUGGAUUUUAAAGUAUUAUGCCACAAUCUGCAGAAGUUUGGAAAGUGGCUCCACCCUACAUAGAUGGAUACCAAA